AUUUAUUUUCGAAUGAUAUCCGAGGCGAGUGUACCGCCAACAUUUAUGCAAAUAGCUGAAACCGCCAACCUGUGGCUCAUGACAACAGUUCAACAUACUCGUCGGCGCAUAUAAUUGUGCGACGGUCUUGAGCGUUGUAAUUUGUGAGCGUAUGUUUUUCUCGCUAACUUGAAUCACACCAACACCACGAAAAGAUCGUGAUAUCAAUUGUUCUGUCCAUGUUUUAUUGUUUUCGUGGCGAGUGAAACCCGAGGCCGAACACUGGCCUUACUUGUGUUGUGUCAGGUCUCGCAGAGGUAGAAAUACCAGGCUGAAUGAGAGAUUCCAUCAUAUCUGCAUCAUGGUUUCCCUUAAGAACUUCUAUACUCCACGCCAGACUCGCGAGCAGGUCUUCGCCGAUAUCCAGAGCGUCCUAGAUACUAUCCUUGACAUCUGCACUGCCAACAUGGACUUACUGACCCAAGAGGAGCGAUCGUCUUUGAUGGAUGAAUACGCCAGUCUUGAAGAUGCUUAUGAUCAGUCGAACAAGGACAAGGGCACAUCUUUCAAUAGCACCUUGCCCGGGCUACUCGACGAGUGCGAGAAGUUGAAGUUGAGGGUACAGAGGGCGUGCAGGAAACGCCGACAAGAUAACAUAAGAAAAGCGCCAGUAGCUCCAGCAGCUAUAGCUACCCCUGAAUCUUUCAAAUCAUCCAUUGCGCUGAUUGAUCCCGACCCAUCUCUCAGGGCCCCAUCCGAAAUUUCCAUUUCAGCUCAGUCCAAUCCCAAUGUUGCCACGACAGGCGGAAACGCCUCGUACCCGAGCGCUCCCAGCCUUCUAACAGGUACAAGCAAUUCUGUAGUCUCUGCCAGUAUUCCUGUAGCCCAAGAAGCAACCUCGAGCACCUCCGCAGCACCCACGGAGAGAAGUCCACUUGCAUCGCCUGGCGACACAAACUGCAUGAUAUUCGACCAACAAUUGUCUGUCGGGUCACCUACAUUUAACAUUGACUCCGAGGGGGCAACCGGAGCAACAUUUAUAUCCUGUUGUGACGAUCCAUCUCUCGGGAUCUCAGCACGGCGUGAGGGUGUCAUGUAUUUCGGCCCUGGCAUGACAGCGUCUAGCCCGACCUUGAACAUCCGGUCUCCGGGUUCUUCUGGCGUCCAACAAAUUAUUUCUUACCGCCAGAACCGUUGACUGAAUCAUUCAGUUGAACGAGCUACCUAUAAUACCCACAAGCCUUGCACCUGGACAUGUGAGCGUAGAGUAUUAUACAAAUUUGUAAAUAGCUGUGCAUAAUAGCGACUUGUAGGUCCAUAUUACAUAAAUAGUACAUAUGCGACAUCGAAUGCGUUUCAAAAAGGCUUCUUCUAUUCGCUGUGCAGCUGUAUUUGCCAGCAAAUGAGAUGUCUGACGAGAACUCGGAAUGAUCACGCAGUA
Messenger RNA from Suillus plorans, 1420 nucleotides. RefSeq lists its product as uncharacterized. The coding region runs from base 341 to 1177 and encodes 278 amino acids. The transcript is spliced from 8 exons. NCBI's taxonomy places the organism in Eukaryota, Fungi, Basidiomycota, Agaricomycetes, Boletales, Suillaceae. The record is from RefSeq and is a predicted model, not a curated record.